Molecule: messenger RNA, 756 nt
Organism: Brenthis ino (lesser marbled fritillary)
Lineage: Eukaryota; Metazoa; Arthropoda; Insecta; Lepidoptera; Nymphalidae
Source: the annotation of a GenBank genome assembly
AUGCAGAUUGGCGACUCGACCGGCGGGCGGGCAGGCGGCGGCGUCGGCGGCGGUGGCUCGGUAGCGUUGGGGGGCGCACCUGCGCAGGCGGCGCGAACUGGCGCCGAGGGCGCAUUUUCCGCGGCGCGAACGGGGGGCGGGCCGGGGGGAGGCGCGCAGAGCGCGACCAGCCGCAGCAGCGCCACGCACCACCACCAGAGCACGGCGGCCAGCGCGCGGGCAGCGCGCCCGACGCGGCCCGGGGCCUCUUCGCGACCGAAAUACGCGCACCGUGGAGCCGUGCAGUGCGCUCUCGCCCUCGCUCCGGCGGGCGGGCGUGAGGCGGCGCAGACGGCGGCUAGGACGCGCGGCCACACGGCGACUGCGGCGCCGCUUCCGACGGCGCACGACCGUGCCCGAACCCUAUUUCGGGAGCGACGCUCCGCGCCGCGCUGCCCGCCCGCCGCGCGCUGCCAAUUUUACGCGAAAUUGCGGGCGGGCGGUGAUGCGAUAUGUACUGCUGUCUCUCGCAUCGACGACCAAGCCGCGGCCGUCGAUGUGCUUCUGGGCAGAGACUCUCUUUUCAUUGAGAAGCACCGAAUCCCUAGAAUGCCUGAAGAUCGGAAGGCCCGUGUGUUCGAGACCCCAGUUGAUCUAAAUAUGGAUAUAUUCUAUCAAGAAAUUCUCCGUAAAGCAGGACCGAUUCCAUCGCCUGAGGUCUCAGCAGCUACGUACCCUCGCCAGCACUACACAUUAUCUCAGUCUCUGGGCUCUGUG